AUGAAUACAUCAUGUGCCUGUCACUACGAGUACCAAUUCUACGAAUUUGCUGAGCGCAUGCUGCUUGGCCUGGUCGCCUUGCCUAUCAUUGUAUUCGGGCUAUGCGCCAAUCUAACAUCUGUUCGUAUAUUCACCCAUCGUCUGAUGUCAUCGUCGUCGAUUAACUGGUAUUUGGCUGUCUUAUCCGCUUCCGACACACUUAUUCUUAUUUCGGCGUUUUUUGUAUUGUCACUGCCACGCCUCGGUGAGUACCUCACCUGGUGGUAUGCCAACUACAUCAGGUUGGUUUUUGCUUAA
Messenger RNA from Haemonchus placei, 297 nucleotides. The record is from the annotation of a GenBank genome assembly. Lineage: Eukaryota; Metazoa; Nematoda; Chromadorea; Rhabditida; Trichostrongylidae.